Molecule: messenger RNA, 1053 nt
Organism: Eubalaena glacialis (North Atlantic right whale)
Lineage: Eukaryota; Metazoa; Chordata; Mammalia; Artiodactyla; Balaenidae
Product: basic salivary proline-rich protein 2-like
Exons: 4
Coding region: 1-1053 (350 amino acids)
Source: RefSeq, a predicted model, not a curated record
AUGCCCCCCCCCACCCCGCUCCGGGCACAUCAGGCUCCCCCACUGGCAGCCCUUGGCUGCACUACGGAGCGAGCUCGUGGUCGCCCGGAGCGGGUAUUCCUGCCGGCGUUUACCGCCCGGUCCGGGGACACGCGGCGGCGCGAGCCCGCAGGGACAGGUCCGCUCGCCCCAAGCGGAGGCAGAGCGAAGAUUGGAGGCGGCGCCCGGCCCUCCGGGGACGCGCUGCCCGGGGCUUACGGGCUUUUUCUUGGGGACCGAACCUCCAGGCUGUCACGCCAGGGCCCCCGCCCCCGCGCCGGGCGCGCCUCCCCAGGUCCCCUUGACUUUCAGCGACCCCGAUCCCUGGGGGACGCGCCACGGCUGGGCCGGGGGGGUGAGGACCCGACCCUCUCGGUCCCCGUCCCGGCCUCCCGGCCCCGCGCCACUUACCCGGCCGGGAGCUUGCAGGAGCGCGGCGCCGCGGGCACUCCGGGCCGAACCGCCCUACCCCUCCCUGCGUCCGGAGAGGCUCCGGGCUGGGCGGGGCCGGGGCGGGACCCGGACACUCGCCCCCGCCCCGCCCAGUCCUCUGGGGACCCGGCAAGGGAGCCGCCCCCAGGCCCCGCCAAGGUGGCGGGGCGAGAGAGGGACGCGCCGGGCUCCGCGCGCUCGGCGGAGGCCCCCGAGGCUCGGCCCCAGUCCGGUGGGCGGAAGGAGCGCUGCCGUGGGGGGUCCCCACUCUCACCCCAGGCCGCGCGCCCCGGGCUGCCCUCUCCGGCUCGGGAGCCGCCCCGAGCCCCGCCCCCCGCCUGCCUCCGCCCGGGUCUCAUCCUUGGGGCUGGCGCGGAGCUGCCGCGCCCCGGGGUAAAGUUCGAUCUGCGGACUUCCUCUGUGCGUCCAGCCCUGGGGAGGAGGCUGGGGGCCUGGGAGGUCUUGCCCUCUGGGAGCCGAGAUGGGGGCAAAGGCAGGGGCUCCCCUCCCGGAGGCGCGAAAUCCAAGGAGGAAGUGACACUUAUCAGCCAUCCCAGGAGCCACCGUGCGAGGGAUCUUCACGCCCCAGGCUCGGAUGGGUGA